Messenger RNA from Kwoniella botswanensis, 606 nucleotides. RefSeq lists its product as uncharacterized. NCBI's taxonomy places the organism in Eukaryota, Fungi, Basidiomycota, Tremellomycetes, Tremellales, Cryptococcaceae. Gene Ontology annotation, cellular component: mitochondrion; cytoplasm. The transcript has 4 exons. Gene Ontology annotation, biological process: iron-sulfur cluster assembly. Bases 1 to 606 code for a protein of 201 amino acids. Gene Ontology annotation, molecular function: 2 iron, 2 sulfur cluster binding. The record is from RefSeq and is a predicted model, not a curated record.
AUGGCCUCAAGCUCACUACGACAAACCUUCGCCUCUUCCUCCCGUCUCACCUUACAUCACUUCCACUACGCCCCUCUUGCCCCCACAUCAUACAGACUAGCAUCAACCUUGGCUCAGACGUUAUCCCAACCAUCCAAAUUUGAGAAUAUCCCUUCUUCAACUACCUUCACAAGUCCAAUUGCCGAUCAGAACUCAAAGGGUAAAGAAAAGAAUUCACAUGCUGCUCCUUCUCCUGCUGCGCCAAGGAGGAAAGUAGAAUUGAAAGGGAAGAAAGCAGCUAUCAGUAUGACACCAUCCGCCAUCUCCCGCCUCAAAGCCCUAAUCUCCUCGCCCACUUCACCCAAAUUACUUAGAAUAUCAGUCAAAUCACGUGGAUGCGCCGGUAUGGCCUAUCAUCUAGAUUACGUUUCACCACCUGGUGGGAAAUUUGACGAAGUCGUCGAACAGGAUGGUGUCAAAGUGUUGAUCGAUUCAAAGGCCUUGUUCAGUAUCAUUGGAAGUAAGAUGGAUUGGAGAGAUAAUAGGUUGAGUCAGGGGUUCGUCUUUGAUAAUCCCAAUGUAGUCGAUACUUGUGGAUGUGGAGAAUCAUUCAAUAUCCGACCUUGA